AUGGUGAGUAUAACUACUUCUUCCACUGCUUACAAUCCGGCUGCUGAGAAGGCGUUGAGAGAGUGUGUGUCGGAUGCCUUGAAGGCUAGGUAUGUACCGACCUACGACGCUGCCAAAAUUGACAAUACUUCUGUUGACAACACUGGUUCCGGUGGUAACACUAGUUCCGUUGAGAACGCUUCCGUACCUGACUAUAAUGGCGUGCGAACCGAACUGACUGAGCCUGUGACCUAUCCGGAACGUACACCCAAGGCGGUUAUCGACAAGGUGUAUGAGUCGGUAGGGCACACACCCAUGAUUCGGUUGCACAACAUCGAGCUGGCCAACAACUUGGAAUGUGAGUUGUAUGGUAAGCUGGAGUUCAUGAAUGCGGGUGGGUCGAUCAAAGACCGCAUUGCACGGCGUAUGAUUGAGAGGACUGGGGAUACACUAAGGCGGGGUGACUUUAUCGUGGAGGCGACUAGUGGUAAUACGGGUAUUGGGUUGGGUAUGGUGUGCGCUGCGGAAGGUUAUCGCUUGGUCGUGGUGAUGCCCGAGAAGAUGUCACGCGAGAAGGAGAACACUCUCACUGCGCUUGGCGCUAUAGUGAUCCGUACCCGGAACUCAGCUGCUUGGAACGACGAGGACUCGCACAUUGCCAUUGCAUACAAACUUCGAGACUUGAUUAACGAGCGUUCCGAACAACUUGGCGGAGCCCGCGCAUACUGCUUGGACCAAUACCAGGCCGUGGGUAACAUCGAGGCACACUACGCCGAGACCGCCGAGGAAAUCGUGGAGCAGAUGCAAGGUAGGGUUGACUACUUUAUAGCUGGCUGCGGAACCGGCGGCACUUUUACUGGGACAUCAAAGAAGUUGAAGGAGAAGAUCCCGCACAUUAAGUGCGUCCAGGCGGACCCCGCAGGGUCGGUUAUGCACAAACCAUUGGAAGAGAUUAAGGGUAAAAAAUGCUCACGCAGCUACGAGGUCGAAGGAAUCGGCUAUGAUUUCCACCCCCCGUGCUUCGACCAAAAGAUCGUUGACGCUUACGAAAUCGUCGACGACAAGGAUGCGUUCAAACGUGCACGCGAGCUCAUAAAGAUAGAAGGUGUGCUCUGUGGAGGGAGUGCUGGGUCCGCACUCGAAGCAGCCAUCCGUACCGCCAGAAGGGCCACCCCUGGCUCCAGAAUAGUGUUUAUAAUACCCGACAGUGUGCGAAAUUACAUAAGCAAGUUCAUUGCAGACGACUGGAUGCUUGUCCACCACAUUUUCAACGACCCGGAGGAGCACAAGGACUACGUUCUAGGCGAAGGUGAUAGUCGGUACAACACUGAAUUAACCACGUUCCCCACAUUCAAGCUACCUAAAGUGGAUGGAAAGGAAACGGUGGUUGAUGUAUACUCCAAGUACUUUUAUGGAUCCCAUACCCUCCCAUCGCGCUGCUCCCACGUGGCUGUGGUUGAGGGCAAGGAGCUGAAGGGAAUUGUCUCUUAUGGCCAACUCGAGGAACUCAUUCUCCAGCAAAAAAAUGACAACAAAGCGAUUAUCAACUACGCGCUUCCCUAUUCCAUUACUUUCGUCAACAAGACUGUCACCAACGAGAACAUUAAUGAGAUCAGGACCCAUCUCCUCUCUCAGGAGUUUGAACCCAAAUUGAAGUCCCCUCUUGUCAUCGUAACAGACGAGCCUAGAAGGGAAAACGAAUGCCUCUCCGACUACAAAUCAAGAAUACUCGCACAUUACCAAUGGGACCAGUCUGAAGUUAACGGCAUGACACCUUCUUUGUUCAUGAGCGCACUCCGCAAGUUCGACACACCGAAGGAAAACCACCAGAAGGCAUGA
Molecule: messenger RNA, 1818 nt
Organism: Gregarina niphandrodes
Lineage: Eukaryota; Apicomplexa; Conoidasida; Eugregarinorida; Gregarinidae
Product: putative cystathionine beta-synthase
Exons: 1
Coding region: 1-1818 (605 amino acids)
Cellular component (GO): cytoplasm
Molecular function (GO): cysteine synthase activity; cystathionine beta-synthase activity
Source: RefSeq, a predicted model, not a curated record